Caenorhabditis remanei is the source of this 879-nucleotide messenger RNA. RefSeq lists its product as uncharacterized. The record is from RefSeq and is a predicted model, not a curated record. The transcript is spliced from 3 exons. Bases 1 to 879 code for a protein of 292 amino acids. Lineage: Eukaryota; Metazoa; Nematoda; Chromadorea; Rhabditida; Rhabditidae.
AUGGAUCCACUUGAUGUAAUUUCAUUCUCGCUUCUCUCCGAAAGGACCAAUAAACUGUCGAAAAGUCUUCGCAAAAUAUCUAUCAAUUCCAUCAGUGCGUUUGUUAAGAGUGAUUAUCCUCGUAUCACAGUAGCAUUGAACAAUGAUAUGUCAGUGGGGCUCCAUUUGUACACGGAGAUACUUCCGGGUGAGGUCAACGUGAUGCUUCGAAACGGAAUGAUUUCAUGGGAAAAAGGAUCGAUCACUGUCGCGAAAUUGGUGGAGCGAAUUCUUGAGGUUACUAGUUGUGAAUCGCUUGAAUAUGUGAUUCUCAGAGGACCUCUUCAACUAGAAGUAUGCGAUACUCUCACUCAACUGUCAAAACUCCAGAAAUUAGUUAUCGACGAUGCCUGUUCCGAUAGUUUCGCAAAAAAAGCCCUGGAAAUCAUCUUGCCAGUUACCACGGAUAUUUCAUUGUACCGGAUUCCAUUUGAGAGCAGAAAAGAGUUUCAGACCUUCCUAAAGAGCAAUUUGAACGAGUUGUAUAUUCAUAGUCAGUUCUCGACGUUCACUCUUGAUGACUUUCUGGUCACAAACGCACUCAAGGUGGAAUUAAGACAAGUUCUGUUUAGUGCCACAGAUAUCAGUCAAUUUCUUACAAAUUGGUUUCACAGCAAACACAACUCUCGACUUGAGCAUCUGUCAUUGCUCGAGACCGAGAGAGAACGUCCUUUCAUUCAAAGCAACUGGGGUUUUUAUCAAUAUCGUAUUGUGGAGGAUAUGAUAUCGAAAGAACAGAUGGGAAGAAAGCCACAAUUCGAUUUGGAACCUUUUAUGGCGAGAAGUCUUUCGAUUUUUAUGUUGACCGUGCUUCGUUUGAAAUGUAAUUGUGAUGAUUGA